GUGACGGCCGCAGUUUGUGUCCGGAAAUGGUUGCCGUGCCCAGUUCUGGGCUCCUCAGUGCAAGAAAGACAAGGAGCUACUGAAGAGGGUUCGGCGGAGAGCACAAAGAUGAGGAAGGGUCUGGAGCAUCUUUCAUGUGAGGAGAGACUGUGGGAGCUGGGCCUGUUUAGUCUAGAGAAGACUGAGAGGGGACCUCAUUACUAAAUAACUUAAAGGUACAGCUGCGGGCCGACGGUGUAUGACCACGCACACCUCGGGCACGCCUGCUCCUAUGUUAGGUUUGAUAUAAUUCGAAGAAUAAUGACUAAGUUUUUUGGAAUUGAGGUUAUCAUGGUGAUGGGAAUCACAGACAUAGAUGACAAGAUAAUAAAAAGAUCCAAUGAGAUGAAUGUAUCGCCCAUAGCUCUUGCUCGUUUUUAUGAAGAAGACUUUAAACAAGAUAUGGCUGCCUUAAAGGUCCUCCCUCCUACAGUAUAUAUGAGGGUGACUGACAAUAUUCCUCAGAUAAUUUCCUUUAUAAAAACAAUAAUUGCUAAUGGACAAGCUUACACAACCUCUCAAGGCAAUGUUUAUUUUGAUGUUAAGUCCUGGGGAAAAAGAUAUGGAGUGUUAACUGCAAUUAAUCCUGAUACCCAAGAUGAAGCAGUUGAUUCUGAUAAACAACACGGUAAAGAUUUUGCCCUGUGGAAAGCUGCCAAGCCUCAAGAGCUAUCUUGGGAUUCUCCCUGGGGAAGAGGAAGACCUGGAUGGCACAUUGAGUGUUCCACAAUAUCAAGUGCAGUGUUUGGAAAGCAGCUGGACAUCCAUACUGGUGGAAUAGAUCUUGCAUUUCCUCAUCACGAAAAUGAAAUUGCACAGUGUGAGGUGUAUCAUCAGUGUGAGCAAUGGGGGAAUUACUUUUUGCAUUCUGGGCAUUUGCAUGUUAAAGGAAGUCAAGAAAAAAUGUCCAAGUCAUUAAAAAACUACAUAACAAUUAAGGAUUUCCUGAAGAAAUUUUCGUCAGAUCAAUUCAGGAUGUUUUGUUUGCGUGGCAGAUACAGCUCAGCCGUAGAAUUCAGUGACAAGAGCAUGGAUGAUGCAAAGAACCUUCUUCAGGCAACCUCCUCAUUUAUUACAGAUGCAAAUGCAUAUAUAAAAGGACAGCUGGUGUGUGACCCUGUUAGAGAAGACAUACUGUGGGAAAGGCUAGCCAACACAAAAGUAACCGUGAAGGCUGCGUUUGCAGAUGACUUUGACACCUCCAGGGCUGUUGCAGCAAUUAUGGACCUCAUUCACCAUGGCAACAGACAGCUUAAGGCUGUUACUAAGGAUGCUGGGUCUCCUAGAAGCUCUGUUGUGUAUGGAAGCAUUAUUUCCUAUGUAGAAGGUUUUUUCAAUGCCCUUGGGAUGUCCUUUGGAGAAAGACAGGUGGCUGUGGGAGGAGACAACUCUGCAGUGCUCUCUAAUGUCCUUGACGAGCUUGUGAGGUUCCGCACAAGGGUCCGUCACUAUGCGCUGGCUCUGCCAGAAGCAGCAGAUGCCGUGCCAAUGGAGGGGGCUCCAAGAGUUAAUGAACCCAAACAAGAGCAGAAGGAAAAGAGGAAGCAGUUAAUGCUGGAGAGAAAACCCCUCCUGGAGGCUUGUGACAGUCUUCGUGAAGACCUUGCUGCCUUUGGAAUCCAGCUAAAGGACAGAGCUGCUGUUUCAACCUGGGAAAUUGUGGAAGGAGGGCAGACAGAGCAGCAGACUGAGAAACAAAGCUGAUCCCUCAUCUUUGGACUUGUUUUUUAUUUCAGCUGCUUUGGCAACUGUUGUAAAUAUUAAUUCUUUCCAAAUAAAGUCUGUGGAAUAGAAUGGCUAACAACAAUAAUCUGAGCAAAACUGUUGGCACUGCCAUUGGGUAAAUAAAUACAGGCCUUGAAGCACACAUGGCAGAAGCAUCCAGAGUGCAGGGCAGCAAGGAAGCAGCUUGACUUACACCAACACUGGCAUAUUCUGCUGCAGAAAUGUUCCAGCUCCAAGUGCUCUGUGAUCUGCCUUUGCACCCUCUUCUGCUGAGCUGACACAGAAUUAAACAUAGCGAAGGAAGAGGCAAGAACUUAGGCCUGUCUUUGAGGGUGAAAACACUUAGUUUUGUGCCUGUUGGUUCAACAAUUCUGUUCCUCUCAGACAGAGAAGUGGGGGACACUUUUAGCCUUGAAGUAUUUCCUUAUUGCAGUGGUGCUGGUUUGGUCCUGUGAGACCUUUACCUGUAAUAUGGAGGUAUAGUUUGCUUUUGCACAGAAUACACUGAGAUUUCUCUAGCACUGGGAAUGCAGCACACUCAGGAUCUCUCCAUCAUAAUUGGGAAGAUAAAAUUAGGAUGCUUAGCUAUUACCUGUUCAGUUACCUUUGCUUUUGCCAUUGUUUGCAUUAAAAACAGUCCCUGGCUGCUGUGGCUGUAGACAGAGGUGCAGAGGCCUCUCUUACCUGUGAGGUGACCUGUGUUCUAGGGCCUGAGUUGAUAUGGGGCUGGUACUUACCUAGGGGCACACUUUCUUUAAAGUGCCCAUAGGCACUUUAAUUUAUGAAAAGAUAAAAACCAAGCAGAACAUGGCUUCAUCUACAGGGCACUUCUGUGCAUUGUACUUUCAAAUUGUCUGUUCCAAAGGAUAAAGGCUUUCUUUUCUACUGUUGGGAAUAAAAUAUGUAGCUAUU
Lepidothrix coronata (blue-crowned manakin) is the source of this 2676-nucleotide messenger RNA. RefSeq names its product cysteinyl-tRNA synthetase 2, mitochondrial (putative) (gene CARS2). Lineage: Eukaryota; Metazoa; Chordata; Aves; Passeriformes; Pipridae. The coding region runs from base 301 to 1743 and encodes 480 amino acids. The record is from RefSeq and is a predicted model, not a curated record. Gene Ontology annotation, cellular component: cytoplasm. Gene Ontology annotation, biological process: cysteinyl-tRNA aminoacylation. Gene Ontology annotation, molecular function: cysteine-tRNA ligase activity; ATP binding. The transcript is spliced from 15 exons.